CAUUUGAUGAGUGAAAUUGAUGAAAAGAUAUAGUUAAGACAUUGAAAUAAAUUGAAGCCCAAGACGAAAUCAUGUCAACAUUUAGCUAUUGUUGCUUUGGCAACAUGUUGCCAAUGGUCAUGUUGCUAAUGUUGCUAUGUGUGUUAAUGUUAAUGCCAGAGGCAAAGGCAGCAGCAGCAACAACAACAACAACAACGACAACAGCAGGAGCAGCAGCAGCCACAAUGCGAGGCCUAAGACAAAGGCCUAAAACGAACAAUGAAACAUCUGGCGGCAGCAGCAGCAACAACAACAGCAUGAAAAAUAAUAAUGCCAAAGUUGGUAGCAAAUAUGAGAUACGCGGAGUGGCUGGUGAACCAAAUUACAAAUCGGUGAAUCUGACCUGGGAAGUUGAAUUCGUGCCACUGGCUGAGGCUGGGACUUGGGCUGGAACUGAAACCGAAACAGCAGCCCAUCAUGACACACUUCGCCAAGAUGCUGUCGAUGAUGAUGAUGUGACAAAUAUGAGCAUCGAUACGAAAUCAAAUAUCAAUUCACUUACAAAUUUAUUACCGCCCAAGCCCAAGGCAUUUCAAAUAUAUUACUGUGAAAUUCAGAAUUAUGGUCCACAGAGAUGUAGAGUGAAGCUGGUGAACGCCUCGGCAGCAGAAAUCAAAGAGGAGGAUCAGGAUCUGUUGAUAAAUGAGGAGAGUAAUCACAUUCAACACUUUUCCACCGCUGUGGAUAAUCUUAGAAUGGCCACAAAAUAUAGUUUUCAUAUAAGACCAGCGAUGAGUUCAAAACGCCUUCAAACGCCACGCAGUCAGAAUGGCCGAUCUGAAUUCAAUGAAGAGAAUGAAAUCGAAAGUCUGAAUUCAAAGCAUUUACCUGGUCAAAGCAUCAUUAUACCAACAAAGGGCUUUUCUGCCCAUGCCACACAAUGUCUGCCACAUGCCUCAGAAAUUGAAGUGGAAACUGGGCCAUAUUUUGCCGGACGCAUUGUGGUCGAUGGUGGUAAUUGUGGUGUGAAGGGUGAUGCCAAUGAUCCAGCUGAUAAAUAUACAAUGCGUAUUGAUCAUAAGAAAUGUGGCAGCAUGGUCAAACCGGAGACAAAUACCGUGGAAACUUUUAUAACUGUGCAAGAGAAUUUGGGAAUAUUCACCCAUAGUACGAGAAGAUUUGUUGUGGUCUGUAGUUAUCAAUCAGGCAUGCAGACGGUACGAGCAAGUUUUAUGGUGCCUGGUAAAAAUGGAGUUGCCGCUGCCUAUGAGCCAAACGAUCCCUUUCAGCCAGAUGGUGAAGAUGAGCGUUUUGGUCGUGAAAUGCGUCAUAUGCGUUAUGUCAAUAAAAGUGAAUUGGUACUCAAAGAGCCCGAAGAGUCGGUGGAGCAAGCAGCUCUGGUUGUUGAAGAAUUAGCACCAUCAUUAUCAUCAACGACAACAACAACAACCAACGAAUUGCCAAGGGGCCAACAACAGGGACGAGCCUUAACUCUGACCAGUCUCAAUGAACUAAACAAUUUGGCGGAAACCGAAAUGGAGACUGAGAGGGGACUGCAAGUGGGUACCAAAUAUGCCAAACUGGUUGUUGAUCAGUCGGAACCGGGACUUGGUCUUAGCUACAAUACAUGGACAAAUCCCUCCGAUCACGAUGAAGAUAGUCAAGAUGCAUUUGCCGCUACCUUACGUUAUAUAAGCUCUAAUCUGGGCAGUGUCCUGGUAACUGUUUCCAUAUCUGUGAUAAUAAUCAGCAUAUGCCUCAUUCUGCUGCAACGUCGUCAGCAUCGACUAAGCUCGAAGUUGUCAGGUAACCGCAUCUACUGCUCCUCUGCCAACUCGCCAUGCCCAUCUGCAUCUGGCACUGGCGCAUCCCAUCUGCCCCAUAAGACAUUGCCGCGUGCCUUGCAACAUCAGCAAUAUCAAUGCACCUUGUAGGUGCAAUCGAAUCCGUGUUGCUCUUCCCCUUUUAAAGUUGCCCCUCAACUAUGCCCACUUGUCUUGCUGAAUGUAGAAUUGAACUUUAUGCAAGCGCACAACUUUUAGCUGAAGACGACUGUGGCAUAGACCUGGCCAAGGCCCAAUCGACAAAAAUUUCACAUUCUACUCCCCCCUCCUUCACCGUCAACACCGUCAUCCUCAGCUUGAUUUA
This is a messenger RNA of Drosophila willistoni, 2127 nucleotides long. RefSeq lists its product as uncharacterized. Bases 72 to 1913 code for a protein of 613 amino acids. NCBI's taxonomy places the organism in Eukaryota, Metazoa, Arthropoda, Insecta, Diptera, Drosophilidae. The transcript has 6 exons. The record is from RefSeq and is a predicted model, not a curated record.